AUGUCGGCAUCCGAGGCGGCGACAAAGGAUCUACCGGAAGAAAAUGCUUUGGAAACUCGGGCAGCGUCAAUAGGUGCCUCAUGUCAAGUGAAUGAAGAUAAAGUAGCUGCUAUCACUGUCAAGGAGACAGAGCCAAUGGGCGGGAUGGGAUCAAUGUUUCUGUUUCGGCAGUCAGAAAAAGAUGAUCCCAAAGCCAGGGAUGAGGAUGACAAUCGACCAUCCCCUUCUUCCACAUCAAAUAAAGCUGCUGCAGGGCAUGCAGCCAAGUCCAUUCCAUCGACAUCCUCCUCUUCGUUCUCCCCAUCUCCCUCUACCUCCUCAGCGUUGUCCCCUGGCAGAGCGAAGAUGAGUGUUUCUGGGCCUGGUACCAGUAAAUCAGUCCUUCCUCCUGCUCCUUCCUGCUCCUCCUCCUGCCUCUCCAUCACCGCCACAACCACUUCAACUUCUUCUCCAUCCGUCUCCACUGCCCCACCAAAGAUCCACCGAGCCCGUAAAACCAUGAACCGACCACCCCCAAUGCAGAUAAGUCGAGUUGAGGCACCAAUUGUACCUGUCAUACCUUCAGGACCCUCUGCCUGCCUUUCUUCAGACAGUGAAACAAGUGAGUGGAGUUCAGAGUCUGACACACAGAUGGGGUCACAGAGUAAAAAUGGGACUGCUAAGUUUUCUUGUACAGAGCCAGGGCAAAUGAAAGAGAGCGAUACAGCUGAUGGGGUUGAGUCGCUUGGAGUAGUAACAGAAGCAGCAGGCUCUCUUGGAAGGUCCAGUGAGUACACAGAGGUCCCCCUAGGUGCCUUGGACAUUGCUGCUGCUGACAGUCUAACCCUCUCUCCUCAUCAUGAAGGAAGUGAUGCCGGGGAGACGGAGCGGCUGGAGGAGCUGCCCCUGUGUAGCUGCAGGAUGGAGGCUCCACGUGUUGACAGCACCACCCAACGGAUCACCAGACAGUGCAUGGCCACUGAGAGUGUCAAUGGAGAGUUGAGUUGUUGUUCCAAUACCACUGUGAAAGGAGAGACUAUGCGGCCAUCCAGUCGUGUGCCUCUCAUGGUGCUUUGCGACAGCCAUCGGUCACACAUGGUCAAACACCACUGCUGCCCUGGCUGCGGAUAUUUCUGCAUAGCGGGCAAAUUUCUCGAGUGCUGCCCGGACCAGCGUAUCGCUCAUCGGUUCCACCGGGGUUGCGUGACAGUGCUGGGUGGAGGGCGCGGCAGAGGGAAUGGUGGGGGCAUGCUCUUCUGCCCCCACUGCGGCGAAGACGCCUCGGAAGCCCAGGAAGUCACCAUCCCUUCCUACGCCUCUGCAGCGGCCGUCAUCACCAUGUCGGCCUCCUCCACCACCACCCCAUCCCUCCCCCCCACCAGCCUGAUGGCACCCUCGCUCACGGCCUCCACAGGAGGGAUGAUGGAUGGGAAGAAGCCCGAGAGACCUGUCAGUGCACGUAUGCGUAGUCUUGGGGUGCGGCAAUGGGAAGUGGAGCAGCAGCAGCCUGCCCAGUCUGUAGCCUUGGCAGGGCCCAUGGGCACCAUCCCCCCAGUGGAGGAAGGAGUGGAUAGCGUGGGGCCAUCACUUUGUCUGCCCAGUGGAAAACACAUCUGCCCCAGUGCACUUCCACCUGGACCCAGCAGGGAGGCACUACAGAAGGCCAUUCUGACACAGGACAGUGAGAGGAGGAAGAAACUGAGAUUCCACCCCCGCCAGCUUUACCCUGCAGCUAAACAAGGCGAGGUGCAGAGAGUACUGCUCAUGCUGAUGGAGGGCAUAGACCCCACUUGCCAGCCUGACUCACAAAACAGGCGCUCUGCUCUACACGCUGCAGCUCAGAGAGGUCUGUUGGAGGUCUGCUAUAUGUUAGUACAGGCAGGCGCUAAAGUGGAUGCCCAAGACAAGGCCCUGAGGACCCCUCUUUUGGAAGCGAUCAUCAACAAUCACGUUGAGGUGGCUCGUUAUCUGGUCCAGAAUGGUGCCACUGUCUAUCAUGCUGAGGAUGAUGGGUAUACUGGUCUCCACCAUGCAGCCAAGCUUGGCAACCUGGACAUCGUCAAUCUACUGCUGGAGACUGGCCAGGUGGAUAUAAACGCACAGGACAGUGGUGGCUGGACACCUAUCAUCUGGGCUGCAGAACACAAACACUUAGAUGUGAUCAGGGCACUGCUGAACAGAGGAGCUGAUGUCACCAUUAAGGAUAAGGAGAUGAAUGUUUGUCUCCACUGGGCAUCGUUUGCGGGGAGUGUGGACAUAGCGGAGCUGGUGCUAAACGCAGGCUGUUCCCUCUCCUCCGUCAACAUACAUGGAGACACACCCCUACAUAUUGCCUCCAGAGAGGGGUUCCUGGAUUGUGUUACGUUGUUCCUUUCAAGAGGGGGAGACAUUGACAUCAUGAACAGAGAAGGAGACACGCCUCUCACCCUGGCGCGAGCCGAUACACCAGUGUGGGUGGCACUCCAAAUCAAUAGGAAGCUGCGACGGGGGAUAGCCAAUCGUGUGCUGCGGACAGAACGGAUAAUUUGCAGUGACAUUGCACAGGGCUAUGAGAAUGUACCCAUCCCCUGUGUGAAUGCAGUGGAUGAUGAGGGAUGCCCGUCAGACUACAAAUAUGUUUCAGAAAACUGUGAAACAUCAGCCAUGAACAUAGACCGCAACAUCACACACUUACAGCACUGUGGCUGUACAGAUGAUUGCUCAUCCAGUAAUUGUCUAUGUGGACAGCUCAGUAUCCGCUGCUGGUAUGACAAGGACCAGAGAUUGCUUCAGGAAUUCAACAAGAUUGAACCCCCACUCAUCUUUGAAUGUAACCUGGCGUGCGCCUGCUAUCGGACGUGCAAGAACAGAGUGGUCCAGGCCGGCAUCAAAGUUCGUCUCCAGCUGUACAGAACUGAGAAGAUGGGGUGGGGAGUGCGGGCCUUGCAGGACAUUCCUCAAGGCAGUUUCAUCUGCGAAUAUGUGGGAGAGCUGAUCUCUGACGCAGAAGCAGAUGUCAGAGAAGAUGAUUCGUACUUGUUUGACCUAGACAACAAGGAUGGAGAGGUGUACUGUAUUGAUGCUCGUUACUAUGGCAACAUCAGUCGCUUCAUCAAUCACCUGUGCGAUCCCAACCUCAUCCCAGUGCGGGUUUUCAUGCUUCACCAGGACCUGCGAUUCCCCCGCAUUGCCUUCUUUAGCUCCAGAGACAUCCUCAGUGGACAAGAGCUUGGGUUUGACUAUGGAGACCGCUUUUGGGACAUUAAGAGCAAGUAUUUCACCUGUCAGUGUGGAUCAGAGAAAUGCAAACACUCUGCUGAGGCAAUUGCCUUGGAACAGAGCAGGCUCGCUCGACUGGAGGCGUGCCCAGAAUCAGGACCUGAAGUUGGGGUGACUGGGCUGGGAAAUUGCUAGGCUUCCCCAUCAGGCCUUUGGCAUUUAACCCCAUCACUUUUACAUACACUAAGGAGACUUCAUUUUGUAAGCCUGAGCCUUAGAAUGUAUGGUGCGAUAUUGUCUAGUUACGGAAGCUGUUCAUAUUUUUAAAUUCACAGUUGACAAAUAAAUUCAAUGCAUCACUUUAACAUUUACCUGUAAAGUUGCACAGCUACGGUUUGGGUUUAGAAUAACGGUUCUGACAUCUUCUCAUACUUGGAGGGUAACGGUAUUCGGGGAAAAAAGUUGUUUGAUGUAUACAGUAUGUGUUUACUGUGAAGUCGCCAUGAUAUUUUUGCCACCAGAGAUAAAAGUUUGUGCACACAGAGUCUUGUUUGGAAUGACAUUUGUGCUUCCUUCUGUGGCAAGAUACCGUUCAUUUUGAUGUUGUGUAUGAUAAUAGGUUAAUCUUUAGUCAAGCUAAACUCGAAAUGGACCUGAAGAUGGCAUUUAUUACAUGUUUAUGUCAGUGUUGGUUAAUUUGUUUUUUUUGGUUUUGUUUUUUUUUUUUGUGACUUUUUUAUACAUAUAUAUUUUUUGUUUCUUUCUUCAUUCCA
This is a messenger RNA of Lampris incognitus (smalleye Pacific opah), 3950 nucleotides long. RefSeq names its product euchromatic histone-lysine N-methyltransferase 2 (gene ehmt2). The transcript has 25 exons. The record is from RefSeq and is a predicted model, not a curated record. Lineage: Eukaryota; Metazoa; Chordata; Actinopteri; Lampriformes; Lampridae. The coding region runs from base 1 to 3372 and encodes 1123 amino acids. Gene Ontology annotation, cellular component: nucleus. Gene Ontology annotation, molecular function: histone methyltransferase activity; zinc ion binding; p53 binding.